UAAUUAAAAAAUAUGGAUAUAAAAUUAUUUUCUCUACUUUAUUUUCAUUGCUUGGAUUAAUAAUUCCUAUAUUAGACUUGACUAAUGUGGAAAUAUUAUUUCUACCAAAGAAUGAUCCUUUGUUUUCAACUGUAAUACCUUAUAUAAUUUCCUAA
Plasmodium cynomolgi strain B is the source of this 155-nucleotide messenger RNA. RefSeq names its product CYIR protein. The transcript has a single exon. The annotation marks the transcript as partial. Lineage: Eukaryota; Apicomplexa; Aconoidasida; Haemosporida; Plasmodiidae. The record is from RefSeq and is a predicted model, not a curated record.